Messenger RNA from Hemiscyllium ocellatum (epaulette shark), 1207 nucleotides. RefSeq names its product solute carrier family 35 member E4 (gene slc35e4). The coding region runs from base 118 to 1155 and encodes 345 amino acids. The record is from RefSeq and is a predicted model, not a curated record. Lineage: Eukaryota; Metazoa; Chordata; Chondrichthyes; Orectolobiformes; Hemiscylliidae. Gene Ontology annotation, cellular component: Golgi apparatus. Gene Ontology annotation, molecular function: antiporter activity. The transcript is spliced from 3 exons.
GUGUGCUGGAGGCCGAAGUGAGCGAAGCUGGAAGGCAUUAUUAAGACGUUCCAAGGCAGAGGCUGAUUCAUCAGACAGCAUCUGACAACAGCGAGGCGUGCCGGCGAUGGAGUUACCAUGACAACUACUGAUGUGUUCCCGGAGUUUGCUCCGCCAAUAUGCGAGCCAGCCGCCGGGCCGGCCCACAAGAAGCGGCGGAUGCUGCACACUCUGGCGGCAGUGGCUGUCCUUCUCGCCACCGGCACCACCAUAACCAGCCUCAACAAAUGCAUCUUCGCCGUCUACAAUUUCCGGUACCCCCUCCUGCUGUCGGCGCUUCACAUGCUGACAGCCAUUGUUAUCGACUACGCUUUGAUCCGGAUGGGAUUCGUCAACCUGGAGAUUAAAGAAGUCACCGGGUUACCUGCUGCUGCUAAAUUCAAAGUGUUCCUGCUCAGCUUGACCUUCUGUGCCACCAUCGGCUUUGGCAACAUGGGACUGAAUUGCGUGCAGCUCUCCUUUGCACAAGUGAUCUCCACCACCACUCCUCUAUUUACUAUAGCCAUAUCAAAGCUCUUUCUGGGUAAGGACCACCACAUCCUCAAGUACACUGCCAUGAUGCCCAUCUGCCUGGGAGCAUCAUUCAGUCUCAUGGGUGAGGUGCAGUUUGAUCACAAAGGAUGCCUCUACAUUUUUGCGGCAACUAUGUUGAGAGGAGUGAAGUCUAUCCAACAAAGUAUUCUGCUUCAGGAAGAAAAGAUCAACUCUGUCAUCCUGCUCUAUUUGAUGUCCAUCCCAAGUUUCUGCAUCCUUAUUUCAGCUGCUUUACUGCUGGAGGGUGGCAAUGAAUGGGAAUCAUCGGCCAAAUAUGACAACAGACUUUGGAUAUUCAUCCUUCUCAGCUGCCUCGGCUCAGUCCUGUACAACCUGGCAAGCUUUUGUGUCACCACACUUACCUCUGCUGUCACUCUACAUGUUCUGGGUAACCUCAACAUGGUUGGAAACCUUGUUAUUUCACAAGUCCUCUUUGGCAGUGAGAUGACUGCGUUAAGCUACGCUGGAAUCGGGCUAACGCUAACGGGUGUGUUGAUGUAUCAGAACUCAGACUUAAUAACAGACUAUCUGAAUUCAAGAAUUAGACAUCACGAUGAGCAAGACAAGUUAAAAACUGACUGAAAGAAAGCCUUGUGUAUAGACGGAAAUGAUGUAUUUGUAAUGCAGUAGAGUU